Molecule: messenger RNA, 2549 nt
Organism: Hevea brasiliensis (rubber tree)
Lineage: Eukaryota; Viridiplantae; Streptophyta; Magnoliopsida; Malpighiales; Euphorbiaceae
Product: ABC transporter G family member 1-like
Exons: 8
Coding region: 112-2298 (728 amino acids)
Cellular component (GO): membrane
Molecular function (GO): ATP hydrolysis activity; ATP binding; ABC-type transporter activity
Source: RefSeq, a predicted model, not a curated record
GAAAGAAACCAUUAUUAAUUAUUUUAUUGCAGUUGGUCUCUCACCCUCUCUCUCUCUCUCUCUCUCUCUCAAAACUCUUCCAUCCUCACAUUGUUCUUUUCCUAAUUUAGCAUGGACUCCACGGUUAAUGUGCCCAGAUGGACACCAAAACCAAGCACAGUUAGAUCACCUCUAAAAAAGCCUGCAGCAAGAGUAGACGACGAGUUAGAGUUGCAAAGCAUGGCUUCUGACGAAGAUGACAAGUCCCUUAGCAUGGACACAGUACUAUUCCCAUUUAGCACUGGCUUUGCUAUUGAUGGUCGUGAUCAUCAUCAUCAUCCGACUCUCGAUUCUUCAGGUCGAUAUAAAAAACCAUCUCUAGAUAAGAUUGAGAUGGAAGCAACUGUCGAGCUAAUAAAUGAAGACAAGAAGCAGCAGUUUUCAUCCAAUGGAAGCAAUGGCGAUGGCAUUUUCUGUACGUGGAAGGAUUUGUCGGUUACAGUAGGUGAUGGGAAAAAUGGCCGCCGGGUAAUCCUGCAAGGGCUAACAGGGUAUGCUCAGCCGGGGGACGUGUUAUGCGUCAUGGGCCCUUCAGGCUGCGGCAAGUCCACUCUUCUAGAUGCAUUGGCAGGGAGAUUAAGUUCCAAUACACAGCAAACUGGAGAGAUCCUAAUCAAUGGUCACAAGGUGACACUUGCCUUUGGAACUUCGGCGUACGUGACUCAAGAUGAUACUCUAAUGACAACAUUAACAGUAAGGGAAGCUGUGUACUAUUCAGCACAGCUUCAACUACCAGACUUCAUGUCAAUAUCUGAAAAGAAACAAAGAGCCGAGAUGACAAUAAGGGAGAUGGGCUUGCAAGACUCUGUUGACACUAGAAUUGGAGGGUGGAGCACAAAAGGCCUUAGCGGUGGACAAAAGAGAAGAGUCAGCAUUUGCAUUGAAAUCUUGACUCGCCCCAAGCUUCUGUUUCUUGAUGAGCCUACCAGUGGACUAGACAGUGCAGCAUCUUACCAUGUCAUGAAACGUAUUGUGAGGCUUGCUAAGCGAGAUGGAAGGACUGUUAUUGCUUCAAUUCAUCAACCUAGCAGUGAAGUUUUUGAGCUAUUCCACAAUCUUUGCCUCCUCUCUUAUGGCAGAACAGUCUAUUUUGGUCCUGUUUCAAUGGCAGAAAUGUUUUUUUCCUCGAAUGGCUUCCCUUGCCCUUCUCUCAGGAACCCAUCAGAUCACUACCUUAGGACCAUAAACAAGGACUUCGACGGGGACCUUGAACAAGGCCUUGGGGGUUUCAUAAGCACAGAGGAAGCUAUUAAUGUUCUUGUCAAAUCAUACGAAUCAUCAGAGAUUUUCCAGCAAGUUAAACAGCAAGUGGCUUAUAUUUGCGAAAAGAAAGGAAAAAUUCUGGAGAAGAAAGGAAGUCAGGCAAGCUUCAUCACCCAAUGCAUUGUUCUUACAAAGAGAUCCUUCGUGAACAUGUGUCGUGACCUAGGCUAUUACUGGCUUCGCCUCGCAAUCUACAUUGCAUUGUGCUUAUGCGUAGGGACUAUCUUCCAUGACAUUGGCUUCACGUAUGGUUCAAUUCAGGCUAGAGGCUCAAUGCUUAUGUUUGUGGCCGCGUUCUUGACUUUCAUGGCAAUUGGUGGAUUCCCUUCUUUUGUUGAGGAUAUGAAGAUCUUCGAACGAGAAAGAUUAAAUGGGCACUAUGGUGUUGGUGCAUUCGUUGUUGGAAACACAUUUUCUUCUAUUCCUUACCUGUUAAUUAUCUCUUUAGUCCCUGGAGCCAUAGCUUAUUACCUAGUUGGCCUUCAAAAGAGUUUUCAACACUUCGCCUACUUUGCACUGCUGCUCUUUGCAUGCAUGAUGCUGGUAGAAAGCCUAAUGAUGACAGUUGCAAGUAUAGUGCCAGAUUUCCUGAUGGGUAUCAUAACAGGUGCUGGAAUUCAAGGAGUGAUGAUGCUAAAUGGAGGUUUCUUUCGCUUGCCUGACGAUCUUCCCAAGCCUUUUUGGAGGUACCCAAUGUACUAUAUUGCAUUCCACAAGUAUGCAAACCAAGGAUUCUACAAGAAUGAGUUUGAAGGAUUGACAUUCCCAAAUAAUCAAGUCGGAGGGUUGCCUACCAUUACUGGUGAAGAAAUUUUGCGAAACAUUUGGCAAGUAGAGAUGAGUUACUCAAAAUGGAUUGAUAUCGCUAUCUUGUUUGGUAUGGUGGUUCUUUAUCGCCUCAUGUUCUUGGGGAUCAUAAAAAUUAUUGAAAAGGUUAAGCCAAUCAUCAAAGCUGUCACGUCUGUUCCUCCUACACAAGUCCAGACAGAUACAUGAGUGUAACACUCUUCACCCGACUACAGUGUAGCCAAGCAAGGCAUGCUACAUUCGGUGCCGGAGUACCCUAACUUAUCUUACUUUAUUUCUUUAAAAAUUUUGUUCUCGUUAUAUUUAAUAUUGAUUAUUUUUCGAUGAAAAAACUAACGAAGUUUCUCCUAUUUUAUUAUUGUUUGACGUGUUUUACUAUUUACUUGUUUGAAAAUUUCAAUAAUAUUUUACAAUAAAAAUCUCAUCAAUUAUUCUCAUAA